This is a messenger RNA of Mycena indigotica, 1158 nucleotides long. Its product is annotated as Methionine vitamin-b12. The record is from RefSeq and is a predicted model, not a curated record. The transcript has 11 exons. NCBI's taxonomy places the organism in Eukaryota, Fungi, Basidiomycota, Agaricomycetes, Agaricales, Mycenaceae. Bases 1 to 1158 code for a protein of 385 amino acids. Gene Ontology annotation, molecular function: zinc ion binding; 5-methyltetrahydropteroyltriglutamate-homocysteine S-methyltransferase activity.
AUGCAGUCCUCAACAUGUCAUUUGGCCGAUAUAAAAUACUCCAUUCCCUUCAGGUUUCGACACAUGGCCGCUCCCGUGCGCUCCCCUCUCCGCCUCCGCGUCGACCAUGUUGGAUCCCUCCUCCGUCCCAAACCUUUAUUCGAACAGCGUACUCUUUUUGAGCAGGGGAAAUGCACUCAUGAAGCCCUCAAACCUCUGGAAGAUGCCGCUAUUGCCCACGUCGUUGCGCUCCAACAUGAACUUGGGCUGGCAACGAUUACCGAUGGCGAAAUGAGACGCUUCAUAUUCUACGAUGGGGUAUUUGAUCGAUUGGAGGGUAUCGAGCUUCGCUCCCGCCCGAUGAGCGAGUUUAAGACGUAUUGGCCUGACGUCCACGGCUUAGUUAGCCUAGGAUUCACGGAGUUUCCAUCUUGCAUUUGUACGAGCAAAAUUCAGCGAAGUCGCUCCAUCUUUGCUGCCGAAUUCGAUGCUCUCAAACGACUUGUGCCACCAGAGGAUGUGAGUCGUUUGAAGAUUAACAUGUGCCCACCCAAUUGGUUCCACCACUUUCACGGCUCAAAGUUGACUUACGACAAGUCCGUGUAUGGGACUGACGAUGAAUACUUUGAGGACGUUGGUAUUGCGUACCGUGCCGAGAUAAAAGAGCUUUAUGAACUUGGGUGUCGUAACAUCCAAAUCGACGAGCCAUCACUCUCGUUCUUCUGCCAACCGGACGUUCGGGCCGCCCUAUGCGAGGAUCAAGUUGAUAGUGACGAACUCUUCGACACCUAUGUCAAAGCAAUCAACCUAUGCACCAAGGAUCGCCCCGAAGAUCUCAACAUCGAUUUGCACGUCUGCCGCGGAAAUUUUCGGGUAUCUAUCAUGCUUCGACCGGAUUUCCUCGGCUUAUAUUAUUCUUUUCAGGGCGUUGGUUUCGCCCAAGCCAGCUAUGAGCACAUAGCGCAGAAGCUCUUUCAACAAGUUGAUGUCGACACGUUUUAUGUGCUUAAUCUCGAAUACGACGAGGACCGCCCAGGAGACCUACAUGCAUUCAGAUUCAUCCCGCCGAAAAAGAAUGUGGUACUUGGGAUUGUCACCACAAAAAAAUCCGAGGUAAUUAGACUGAGACCGACUCUGAUCCUGUGCACGUACCCAUGGGUAUGCCCAUGGGCAUUGUAA